AGCGCGAACUGUUCUCAUGUGACGAUCUGUUUAAUUGAAAGUUAUUCAUUACUGAACAUAAUAUGAUGCCUUAAUUACAACGGGUUAGCGUUUGGAAGAACACGAUCAAAAUGUAAAGAAAGUUCGAAACAAGGAAGCUGGAAGUGGUGUUCGAAUAUUUCCAGUCAUUCUUAUUGAGUAAUUUCAACCCAAAUAAUCGAGGUUGUGAUGUUUGCGUUGGAACGAGUUUGGCUGACAUUAUUUACGUUUGUAAGAAAGGAGUGCGUUUCUGUAUGAGUUAGCCACAACUCUUAUGCUGCAGUUUGACGCCGUUCAAACUGUUAAGCAGAGAGCAAUUUGUGGCUAAUGCUACCAGUGCCAUUGUUUUCAAUAAAUGGACUAAGGUUUUCUCCCAUUGCUUUACGUACUUCUGAGUGAAAAAUUCAUCUCAACGACAACCGAUAAAGUUGUGUGAAGGCCUCAAAUUCUCUGUGUGUUCCAUUUGUGCACCACUCAGCGAUGUGUCAAACGUGUCGUCGAUCUUCGGCGGAGGAGCCGUUGCCUGCGCCACCCCUGAAAGGACCCAGCGCGCGUCUUGCAGCUCGGCUCCUGAGGACUCCUCCAUCCUCUGCUGCUCGGCCCUCAUCCUUCGCAAGCAAGGACGAGACAAAAAACGAAUCCGGGGGCGAUCCUAUCGCUGCUUCUGGAGAUCCGCACCCGCCGUCUCCUCUCACUGACUUUGGUGACGCCAAAGUGACAUUUGAGAGUGAAAGUCGGGAUUCGUUUUCUGUCUUUGAGCCGCGAGAAAUUUUUACUGAGGGAGUGAAAACUAUUGAAUCAAUUCCUUCUUGCAGCGGUGGUCUUUAUCAAAGAGAUAUUUACGGGGUAGUGAAGACUGAAGAAAUUACUGUUCAUCAAUCGACACAUGAGUAUGACAUCAGCGUCACAAAUAAGGUUGAAGUCGCGUUCAACUCUCAGGGUUAUGUUUCAUCGCUCUUUCCACUCACUCCGUCGUCAGCUAGUGCCGCGUAUCAGCCAAAAGCGUCAGUACUCGGCACACGUCAUUUAAAUCCUGCCGCCCCAGCCAAUUAUCGCCAAGAAUUUUUAGCCACAAACUGCUCCCGUCCAGCGAAUAGCGCCCUGCAAGUUUCAGCUCAAAUAUACGCUGUUCAAAGCGUCCAGUUUUCGAAAAACCAAAGAUUAUCGUCCCAAGAACCAAGCUCAUUGCGUUGCUCCAAGAAAUCGUCUUCCUUUGUACAAGAUCACCUUAACUCACCGGUCCAACCGCAAGAAUCUUUCUCCGUCCAGCGGGAACCUUUUUUGUCGCACCAAUCCUCAUCCUCCCUCGAAAAGUCUCAGGACUCGCCCGCCACAAACCGCACAACACCCGCGAGCUGCAGCAGCACAUCAGGGCACCGCACGGAGCGUGUAGAGGGCGGGCCACCCUGCAGGAGGGGCCGGUGUUCGCGUGGCGGAGAGGCUGCGCGUGUGACCGUGGCGGGGCCCGGGUAUCCCGCGCGUGGGGGCUCGAGCUGGCCAGGCUUGGACAAGAGCAGCAGGAAAAGUGGUUGCCCACUGCCCGACCUCGUGAGCCCGACCAGCGCUCAGCACAACAUCGCAAGCCUCUACUUCAGCCAGGACUCUAGCGAGCCUCUGAGCAUCGUCGAUCUCUCGACGAGCAUCAUUAAAGUGGGCGCUCCUAAGCUGGACGUGGCAAAGGACUACGUCUGCCACGUCGACCCUGCAGACCUGCUCAGUAAUCCUGACCUGGGGCCCUUCAGACCAUCGCCUCCCAAGACCCUGCCCUUAGCGCCAUCCAAGACCAAGAAGAACGUCGAGAACGAGCGCUCGAAGGAGUCCUACGCUGCCUAUAAGGACUCAGUAGCUGACGCAUCUCCUUCCAAGGAUCAGAGUCCAGGGCAAGAGGUGCCCAAGGAAGCGUCCUCCAGUCCUACUGAAGUCAGACAACAGAUACGCGAGUGUCUGGACCGAGUGCGCUCUCGCCGCACAGCGUCCUCGUCUGAAGCUCCUGCUGCUACUCCUGCAGGAGUCAACACUCCUACCGCAGACUCGAGUGGAGCGCCGCACUCGGACGACUCGCAGCCGCGCUCAGCUGCCAGCUUCGCGGCGGGGCUGUACCGCCUCGAGCGCCUCCUGCGUCGCGGUGCUGACGCCGCCCCUAGGGAGCCUGCCACCCCUGGCCCCACCUCCCUCACCUCCAGGGACGCUUCCACCAUCACAGACGUACACCAGAGCGAACACCUCGCUGAAGUCGAGAUCAUAUCGCUGGUGCAGGAACAGAUCCCCUCCUACAGACUUCGUGCUGACCCUGCUGCUGCUGCUGCAGGCUGCUCCCGAGACUCGUGGGGAGGCAUAGUGCCGUUCCCCGCACUUGAGGCAGAGGACGGCGCUUCUUCCCCCCUCAGCCCCGAGCAGGCUGAGGCCACCUUGCAGUACUUCGUGUUAUGCGGCAGUCGGGUGAGCCAGAUGACCAAGACCUACAACGAUGUGGACGCCGUCACCAGAUUACUCGAAGAGAAGGAGAAGGACCUGGAGCUGGCGGCCCGCAUUGGGCAGCAGUUGGUGUGCCGUAACCGCGCCCUGGAGGAGCGCCAGGCCCUGCUGGAGCAGGAACUCCAAGCCUCGACUGAGGCCAACACACAACUCCAGCACCAGCUCCACCUCAAAUCCAACCUCCUCUCCAUCUACACCGACGACCCCGACGACAGCAGCAGGGAGACGACGCCGUCAACGGUGCGUCACGUGGGCGUGGAGCUGCUGCAGCAGAAGGUGCGUCGGCUGCAGGAGGACAACCUGCAGCUGCGAGACGAGGCGUCGCGUCUUGCAGGAGCGACCACUGAGUGCGAGGAGCGCGAGGACGACCUCAUGAGGGACGUCAUCAAGCAGCUCGACUCUGCCAACUCUCAAGUGCUGCAGCUCACCGUCGAGCUGCGCCAGAAGAACGAAGAGUCGCUCAAGCAACACGAGGAGGCGACGCUCCUGCUCGCCCAGAUCGUCGAUUUGCAGGCAAAGUUGAAGGAGAGUGGCGAGGAGAACCAGGAGCUGGCGUCGUUGGUGAGCAUCAGUCGUGAGUGUCAGCAGGAACUCAGCGCUGAGAUCGCUGAGCUCAAAGAGCGAUACUCUGAAGUGCUCGACCUCCUUCACGACACUCAGGAGCAGCUCAGGAGGUACUCUAAGAAGAACAUGGGCGUUGGUCCUAGUCGGGGCAGUCACCUGUACCAUCCCUUAGGGGGAGGCUCCCCCUACCUCUCCUCCCUGGGGGGCGAUAGCAUCGCCAGCGAGCUCAGCUCCUUGAAUGUCUCCCUGACGCCACCUCCACCGCAGUCCAUGUUGGGUGCUUCCGGUUACACGUGCCGGGUUCUAGACACAGUCAAGAUGACGGCUCGUCCAUACUCUUCUUCAAGCUCUUCAUCCCUGCACACUCCAUCACACCGAGCCUACACCCCGGGCUACACUUCCUACACGCCCGGCUACAGUACCAGCCUCACCGCCGGCUACACAUCCCACACCCCUGGAAUGCCCAGCUACAACUCCAGCAGAAGCUGCUACACGCCCUCUGCCGGCUCCCUGUACAAGUCCGGGCCGUGGGACAGCGGAGUGUCGAUGACUGCGUCAGGGCAGCCAUCGCUGGACUCGGGCGCUGACUCUGACAUGUGCACCGACACAGAGGAUAACUACCCCCGCGGGAAGAGCGGCGCUGGCAGCGCCAGUCAGGUGGGCGUUCCAGGCUUCCCCGGCACCCCGGAGUUGAAGGCGAUACUGAAACGCAUCCCACCAGCGCAUCCCACCGCCACCACCACAACAACCACCACCUCCUCCGCCGCCGCCGCCCUGCCCUACGGCUGCCGCACCCCUGACUACAUCUUGGCUACAGGCCCUGCAUGGGGCAGCACCGAGCAGGGCAGUCGGGGCAUGGGCGGCACCAAGCUUCAGAUCAUCAAACCCAUGAAGGGAAGCCUGACGCUGCACCACUGGUCUCGUCUCGCUACUCCUGAUCUCAGCGGCCUCAUGCAGCCCCACAGUGAUGGCAUAGCUGUCAAGAGCGCCCUCGGGACGCGGAGUGACUUGGAGUUGUUCUCCUUGUCUGACCUGGAGGAGGACGACGAGACGAUCACUGAGCCUCGCAAGCAGUUCAUGGAGACAUCGGGCGUCUUCACCUUCACCAACAGCACCGUCCUGCAUGUGGACGACGCCACGCACCCCAGCAGCGCUCUACCAGGCCUACAAGUGUCGUGCAGCGUCCCUAACACCUCGACCGCGCUACCUCCCUCCCUGCCAGCUUCCCGACGCGGCAGCACCGCCACGUUCUCCACCAACGUGGGCCUGGCGCGCGUACUGCACGAGCGCGGCGUCGCUGAGGCGCUCACUUGCGCCCCUCACCCCACCGCAACCCCUGCCAACAGCCCAGAGGGCAGCGGCGCUAGCACACCUGUCACCUCACACUUCACCUUACCCAGCCUGACGGAGCUGCGUGCCAGUCUGCUCGAGGGAGCAUCAAUGAUCCGACGCACCCUCUACCCUUCACCGCCCAGAUCUCCGGUGCUGCCGGGUGGUGGUUCCCUCCUGCACAAGGUGUCUGAGAUAGCAUUUGUUGCUACUCCUGUUGGGUCUCAACAAAUCGGUGGGGUGAUCGCGCCAAGACCCGUACCUCCGUCACCACUACUUCAUCUCUCCAACUUGAUACGAGCCGGUCACCCUCCACUCGGGCCGUCACUACCCUCGCCUGACUCGUUAUCUCCAGGCGCCUACCGUCCUCCUAUGCCCAGCAACGCUCCUCUGGGCGUGCCUGUGCCGCCUGGGCACUCGGACAUUACCCAGCUACCUAAACCUGGAGCACCCAGACGCGACCUGGGCACUGUGCCCAGAAGAACAGCCGUACCCCUAGCAGCGUCUUCAGAAGCUAUGGGGCAGUUAGGAGUUAUGAAAGUGGGACGUAAGGGUGGUCUCCUAUGAGCCUCCUCUGCCCAAAUUUAUUAGUUAUUCUAUUAGAAGCCUUGCGAGUAACGUCGCUUCUUACGCAACCCGGCAGUUUUUGUUGCCCUAGUCUUGGCCGACUUUUGUGAACAACUGAUGAACUAAUUUUCCAUUAUUCCUUGAUGACGUUGUAGGUACUUUAUCUUCGCGUAAUUUCUGCAUGACUUUUUUUACGAUCAAAUGGUCACACUUUAGCAUUGUUUACAUCUUGGUUUGCAUAAUUUGUAAAACUUGGUUUAAAGUUAGCCCAUAUUUUUCCAAUAUUUUCUAUUAUUUUUUUGUCUUGAAUCCAUGAAUUUCCUGGUUCGCCCUACUAGAAAUCAAACCCCACCCUCUUGCAUUGAGCAAUGUUUGGUCAGGAAUCAUCUACCAACGCAUCUAGUUAAUUGAGUGCACCCCCGAUGCCGUCGUCGCAUAAGACGACACUGCAGGUGUUGUUCAUGCCGACGCGAUCUAAUUAAUUUCACUUCAAUUUCUUAGUAUUAAAUUGCCGUAUUUAAUUGAUGCAUUUUUAUAUUCGGUUGAUUUUAGACUUUUUAAAUUUCCGGACAAAUUUUUCGCUUUAAGUUAAAAGGUCUUUAAUUUUCAUUUGUCUUCCUUCAUUUAAACUUCGUUACAUUCAACUUGAGCGCUCAACAUCUGCGCACAAUUUUUCACAUCUUGAGUGGUGAUCGAAGUCAAUUGUUUGAUUUGAGAGGUCAUUGCCUAAACGUGAUUGUGAGGUUGUAAGUUCGCAUUUGUACUCAUGAGAAAGCGAUAAAUACUUCAUCAUUGUCUCUGUUUUUCGGCAAAUGAGUUGUCAUGACCUCGAGCAUGUGUAAAUCGACUUAUUAUACGGUAAUCAUAGCUCAUUUACAUAUUGUACAUAGUUGAUCUCGCGGUGCCACAAAAUCUUUUCUAAUACAUUUUUUUACGUGUAUCAUCCAAAACAUUUUUGUGUUUUGUCUUCGAUUUCGUACAUACGAUUUAUAAUUGGCCGUAUUUUUGGCUCAAUGUUAUUUUACUUUCCUUUAUUGCAGAUAUUUCCUCAUUUUAUUUACGGGACGGGUGCUUUUUUCCACUAGUACAAAACUCGACCAAGCUGCAUUUUUCUACGUUGCUAUCCGUCUCAUAAAUGUGCAUGCUGCUCGAAGAUACCUUUGCUUUUCUUCUUUUCGUUUUAAAUUAGUUUGCAAAUCUCUUCGUCUAACCUUAUUUUGUGUUUCAUGCCAUUGUCACAUUAUCAAUAUAUUCGUUGUCUAACGCAUCCCCUUGCUUGUGGGUGAUGGUUAAUUUCAGAAAUUUUUAAAAAUUGAGACAGUCCGCCUUGCUGGCGAUGUCAAUUUUUCACCUCCGGUGCGAAAUAUCGUGAUAGCUAGCAAACCAUCCUACUACUACUCCAUCCUGAAGCGCUAGCAAACCAUCCUACUACUACAACUACCCUAAAAAACUGAAAAAACUAUGCGUAGAUGAUGCAAAGUUGAUAGUUUACCUACCAUCUAGUCGUAGGCCCGAAAAGUUGACCGAGAAGAAGCUGAGGUCCACGUGCUAUGCUCGCUUCAGGCGAACACGUCAGCUACCUGGCUGAAGACUUCCUGUAAUCGCCCGCAUAGUUCGUUUUGCUGCAAAACAAACCAAUGCAUCCUAUGAUCCUAUGCUACUCCAUAUCUUCCUCAUUAUAAUUAUCUUGACAUUUAAAUUGUUGUUUUCCGAUAAAUUCUUUCUUUACUUAGAUGUUAACGGAUUUUUCUUGUGCUAAAUACUUCCAUAUUUUCCUCAUGACACUGAUACAAAUCUAAAUAACUUCCUAUUCAAUUGCAUGUUUCUUCAUUCUUUGAAGACGUGAAAUCUCUGAAGGUGUCGUAUGUUAGCUGGCAUAGAAACUCGUGUUGCAGUUCCCUAAUGAAAUGUGGCCUAUGUUGUACUUAUACCGCUUGCAUAUCAGUUGAAGUAUUGUUGCUUUCUAGGCUCGUGUCAAACCGUCAGCUGCUGUUCUAGUCAUUGUAUAAUAUUGUUAUUAAGCUUUGUGUUGGGUGCAGCUCUUAGUUGUCAAGUGCUUCGCUCGCAAGGUUAGCCGUUUGGUUGCAUGAUUUUGUUCAGCGUUGAUAAAGUUAGAUGUCCUGGAUACUUAACUCAGGAUAUUUUACUAAAGAUAGUCUAGCAUAAAACUGUAGUGAAACUUUGAUGAACUCGCUCAUUUUGAGUUUUGAUACACGAUGUUACUUUGCAAUAUUCAUUUAUUUGCUUACUCAAAAGGAUUAAAAAUCAUAUAUUAUGGGGUCAAUGGACUCAAAAUCAAGUAGAUGCUCCUAUUUUAAAUGUGGUGAGCUUUAUUGAACAAAUUAUAUUUUGCAACCUAAGACGAAGCCAGUAUUUUGUAAGAGAUCUGAAGCGCCGCUUAGGUUCAUUGCGACCACCAUCACAAUUCUACGUUGUUGCCAAAUCUUUUAAUUCGUCUCGAUAUAUUUACCUAGUAUAAAAAAUCUUUAAGAACGGAUUAUUAUAAUUUUUACUUUGUAUUUGAUAUUCCCUUUGUCAUUUUCGAAAAUAGUGACGUUAUCCUUGUAAUUAAUUCAAGUUAAAGUCCAUGGCUUGGAAUCGAAUCGAACGUCUGGCGUGCAGUCCGAGUAAAACUAUUUCCUGAAAAUAUCGUUUUUUUUAUGGUAGAAUUUUACUUCAUCUAUAGAAUCGCAACGAAGAACUUCUGACCAUGUUCAGUGACUCGUGGGAUUGCCAUUCGUGUUAUUAAAAUAAUUCUUUUCACUUGAAUCGACAUGCGAUUCUGAAAGAUUCGCUACUUGCUGCUUACUGAGUCACUCACGAUGAAUCAGGGUUUUUACAUUACGAUUUAAAGGGCUCGAGUGCGUUUAGUGGAAGUCGUGGAGAAUUAGGAGGUAUAUUUAAUGUUAACUGAGGAACGUUAGAAACAAAUAGAAGCGUUAUCGUCAACCGCAAGCCGUAUAUUCUCAUGACCCGUAUGUCUUCAGUUGGCCGCUUAAAUGAAAGGGGUUUUACGAGUAGCAAAUAAUAAACUAUCUUCAAUAAACAUUCAAAUUACU
Molecule: messenger RNA, 8012 nt
Organism: Hyalella azteca
Lineage: Eukaryota; Metazoa; Arthropoda; Malacostraca; Amphipoda; Hyalellidae
Gene: milt
Product: trafficking kinesin-binding protein milt
Exons: 21
Coding region: 499-4953 (1484 amino acids)
Source: RefSeq, a predicted model, not a curated record